This is a messenger RNA of Acanthosepion pharaonis, 666 nucleotides long. The record is from the annotation of a GenBank genome assembly. NCBI's taxonomy places the organism in Eukaryota, Metazoa, Mollusca, Cephalopoda, Sepiida, Sepiidae.
AUGUCUUUGUCUUACUUAGUUUCUUAUGGCUAUAAAAAUAUAUCUUUAUUUACAUGCUAUCCGUUGUAUCUUUUCUGCUUUUCUCUCUCUUUACCACUCAGCCAUUCUUUCUUUCUUUCUUUCUUUCUUUGUAACAUCGUUCGAAAUCUAAUCUUAUUCCGCCCGAGUCAUCAACUCUUUCAUAACAAUAACUUCAUACAUUCUUUUUUUUUUUUUGGUUUCUUAUCGACGCCACGAACGAAACCUUACCUUCUGUCAUCUACCCGAAUCACACACUGCUCUAAAUAUGCCACCGCAGCUUUCCACCCUUUGUCGAUUCUAACCUCCAAUACCACAUCAGUGGUUUCCCAUGUACCGUUCCCAAUCCCUACGUGUCUCCCCCUUCCACCGCUCACGAAUCCACGUUCUCUUUUCCCAGAUUUCUUACCGACGAAAGUGUCUACUUUCACUUUCGCUUUCACAUUCAGUUUCGUUAUACUCGUCGUCGUAGUAAAUUCUCGUGUUCGUUUGCUUUUUAGCCCGGCUACCUGCAGCCGAGGGUUGGAACAACAGCAGUAUCAGCAGCUGUGCCUGCUGCACUUCCUUAGAAAUCUUUGUGUCGUUGCUGUAGUGGAUAAAUCUAUCUAUCUAUCUAUCUAUCUAUCUAUCUAUCUAUCUAUUAAUUAA